ACUUCCCCAACCUUUGAAUGUGUCUCUCACUAUUCAUUUCUUCAAUUGAUUCGAUCUGUAGCCGGUCCUUCAUUCAAGAAUCAAAGCAGGUCAUGUUUAGUGUCGUUCUCUCAACAACAAUGCUGUGAGCCGAAAGAGAAAUGUGCAGUCUUAAGGGACCUUUUAUUUUCAUCAUCUUGUCUCUUACUUUAAACUCCCUGGAAGCAACAACACCGGUCAAGAGCCACCAUCUGGAAAAAAGGAAGUGCAACACCGCCACUUGUGUGACCCAACGCUUGGCAGACUUCCUGGUCCGGUCCAGCAACACCAUCGGAACCAUCUAUUCGCCUACCAAUGUAGGGGCCAACACUUACGGGAAGAGAGGCAGAGAAGUUCCCAACUAUCUUCAGCUUUAAGAAUGCAAGAUGGCCACGGUGGCAGCUCUCGCUAGAAAUGGCUCUUCCUGUCUCUGGUUUUCAUGUUAUAAAGUCCUGGUCCUCUCCGUUUUCCAUUCAUUUUGUUUCAGCAAGGCUGACACCUCAGCCAGAGGCUUGAAAAUUGGGUUGUCUGGGUCACUGCUUUGAUCACUGGCUGCCUGCUUAUAUCUCGCAGUGCCUUGUUUCCCACAUGUGUAUUUGAUGGAUGUGAUUUCCAUGAAUUUAUCACACUGCUUUGCUGGAAAAUGAUCUGCCAAGGGGGGUCCCUGUGGGUGACGCUCUGUCUGUUGCCGACGCCAUACUUGCGAAAUCCCUCUGUUAAAAAAAAAUAAUAAUCAGGGGGAGGGGAAAGAUGAAUAA
This is a messenger RNA of Crotalus tigris (Tiger rattlesnake), 776 nucleotides long. It is a transcript of the gene IAPP, whose product is annotated as islet amyloid polypeptide. Gene Ontology annotation, molecular function: hormone activity. Lineage: Eukaryota; Metazoa; Chordata; Lepidosauria; Squamata; Viperidae. The record is from RefSeq and is a predicted model, not a curated record. Gene Ontology annotation, cellular component: extracellular region. The transcript has 3 exons. Bases 141 to 395 code for a protein of 84 amino acids.